AUGCAAACCGACGUGCUCGUUAUAGUCACGUGCCUGGCGGCCGACGUGGGCAAAGGCAUGCUAAACUCGGUUACGACCACUUCAAGCUCCACGAGCUACUUUGAUUCCGAGUGA
Peronospora matthiolae is the source of this 114-nucleotide messenger RNA. The record is from the annotation of a GenBank genome assembly. NCBI's taxonomy places the organism in Eukaryota, Oomycota, Peronosporomycetes, Peronosporales, Peronosporaceae.